Messenger RNA from Poecile atricapillus (Black-capped chickadee), 13089 nucleotides. It is a transcript of the gene WNK2, whose product is annotated as WNK lysine deficient protein kinase 2. Gene Ontology annotation, biological process: monoatomic ion homeostasis; protein phosphorylation; negative regulation of sodium ion transport. Bases 480 to 7211 code for a protein of 2243 amino acids. Gene Ontology annotation, cellular component: cytoplasm; cytosol. The record is from RefSeq and is a predicted model, not a curated record. Lineage: Eukaryota; Metazoa; Chordata; Aves; Passeriformes; Paridae. The transcript is spliced from 28 exons. Gene Ontology annotation, molecular function: chloride channel inhibitor activity; protein serine/threonine kinase activity; ATP binding.
GGGCUGCGGCAGGGGCGGGCCGAGCCGAGCCGCGGAGCCCCGCACCGGCAGCGGCUCCCCCGGCCCCGCGGCGCGGCCGGGCAGGCGCACGCUCGGCGGAGCCGCCCCUCCUCCGCCUUCCCCCGCGCAUGGCGCUGAGCGCGGCAGCCCCCGGCUCCGCACGUGAGUAACGGCCCCGCCGCGCCUUUGUGCGCGGGCCCGCCUCAGGUGAGGGGCUGCACCGCUCCGGCCGGCGCUCUGGGCCGCGCCCCUGCCGGGCACCGGGGACAGGGGGGGGGAAGCCCGGUCAGAGCGGCCGCGGCCCGGCCCGGGGGCCCGGCUCGUCGGAGCCCCGGGGCCGGGGGAGGUGCCCGGGGGCCGGGCUGGGCCGUGGCGGCGCCUCAGGGCUGCGCUCUGCCCCGCGCAGGUGGCGGCGCGGGCGCGGCUCGCGGUGACUCCCCCGGGCCGGGGCGGCGGCGGGCGCUGAGACCUCGGCCUGGAUGGAAACUGGGGGCGAUGCCAGAGCGGCACCUCGGCGGGGCGGCAGAGGCGGCGGCCGUGGCGGGGUUCCAGCGACCGCCGAGCCCGGCGCUCACCCGGCCGCGGAGAUCGGCGUGAAGAUGGAUGGGCCCGGCGGCGGGGGGAGCGCGGACACGGACGCUGCUGCAGCGCCGGCGGCCCCCGGGGCCCUCACCCCGCCGCCCCGCGGGCCCGGCUCCAGGGACCCCAAGCUGGUCCAUCAGCGCUUCCUGCGGAGGAGCGUGGUGGACUCGGACCAGGAGGAGCCCGCCUUCGACCUGCCCGAGGCGGAGCACCAGCGGAGAAUCAUCCUGCCCCCCAAAACCAGGAGGAUAAUCGCGGAGCGGGCGAAGGCGGGGCAGGGGGCGGCGGAGGCGGCGGGCCGGGAGGCCGAGUGCUCCGAGGAGCCGCGGGCGACGCCGGCCGCGGGCAGCGCCGCGGGAGCCGAGGAGCAGAAGGAGGCAGGCAAGGAUGCGGAGCGGAGAGAGGCGCAGGAUGCUGCCAAGGACCAGGGCAAGGCUAAGAAAGAGGAGCCCGAGGAGGAGGCUGACAUGAAAGCGGUUGCCACCUCGCCGGAUGGCAGGUUCCUAAAGUUUGAUAUUGAACUCGGGCGGGGAUCCUUCAAAACGGUCUACAAGGGUCUGGACACGGAGACGUGGGUGGAAGUCGCGUGGUGUGAACUGCAGGACAGAAAACUCACAAAAGUAGAGAGGCAGAGAUUUAAAGAGGAAGCAGAAAUGUUGAAGGGUCUGCAGCAUCCAAACAUUGUGAGGUUUUAUGACUUCUGGGAAUCCUGUGCAAAAGGCAAAAGAUGCAUCGUGCUGGUUACCGAGCUGAUGACCUCUGGAACGCUGAAGACGUAUCUGAAGAGAUUUAAAGUGAUGAAACCUAAAGUCCUGCGGAGUUGGUGUCGGCAAAUCCUGAAGGGUCUUCUUUUCUUACACACAAGAACUCCACCAAUAAUUCACAGAGACUUGAAAUGUGAUAAUAUUUUUAUUACUGGACCAACUGGAUCUGUGAAAAUAGGAGACUUGGGUCUGGCAACACUCAAGAGAGCUUCGUUUGCCAAAAGUGUCAUAGGCACACCAGAAUUCAUGGCCCCAGAGAUGUAUGAGGAACACUACGAUGAAUCUGUGGAUGUCUACGCGUUUGGAAUGUGCAUGCUGGAAAUGGCUACCUCAGAAUACCCUUACUCAGAAUGCCAGAAUGCUGCUCAAAUCUACCGAAAAGUAACCUGUGGUAUAAAGCCAGCAAGCUUUGAGAAAGUUACUGAUCCUGAAAUUAAGGAGAUAAUUGGGGAGUGCAUCUGCAAAAACAAAGAAGAAAGAUAUGAAAUUAAAGAUUUAUUAAGCCAUGCCUUCUUUGCUGAAGAUACCGGGGUAAGAGUGGAACUUGCAGAAGAAGACCAUGGUAGGAAAUCCUCUAUUGCCUUAAGACUCUGGGUAGAAGAUCCUAAGAAACUGAAAGGAAAACCCAAAGACAAUGGAGCCAUUGAGUUUACUUUUGAUCUGGAGAAGGAAACUCCCGAUGAUGUUGCACAAGAAAUGAUUGACUCGGGGUUUUUCCACGAGAGCGAUCUCAAGAUCGUGGCCAAGUCCAUCCGUGACCGAGUGGCGCUGAUCCUCUGGAGGAGGGAGCGCAUCUGGCCCAGGAUGCAGUCGGAGGAGCGCCGCGACUCAGAGUGCCCAGACAAGCUGAAGGCGCCGCAGGCACAGCAGGUCCAGGUCACCUACCUGUCCCACACGGGCCACCACAUCCUGUCAGAGCCCGAGGAGCCCGAGGCGGACCAGCACCCCUUCCAGCAGAACCUGCCCACCAGCGUCACCUCCGUCGCCUCUGACAGCACGUUUGACAGCGGCCAGGGCUCCACGGUUUAUUCGGACUCGCAGAGCAGCCAGCAGAGCGUCAUCUACUCGUCACUGCCGGAUGCUGUCCCUCCUGCCAUCCAGAGGGUGUACAGCCCCCCCCUGAGCGAGGGCCAGCCCGUGCCCCACAGCCUCCCCCAGCUCAGCCACUACCAGCAGCCCUCGGCACCCAUCCUGCCCGCGGUGCCGGCCGCGCCCGCCGUGGUGCCGCAGCACUACCAGGAGCCGGCCAUGCCGUUCCCCGUGGUCCCCAGCACCGUGGCCUCGCUCCCGCUGGGACAGCCGCCCCCGUCCGUGCUGGCCGGCCAGCAGCAGCAGCAGCAGCCCAUGUCGCAGGCAGCCUCCCUGCAGCAGGUGCUCAGCAGCCAGCCCAUGUGCCCGCUGCCGCCAGCCCCGCACCUGCUGCCGCCCUUCCCGGCCCAGGGCUCGCAGGUGCCCGCCAGCAGCGCCCCCCUGAAGCCCCUGCAGAUCUCCACCGUGCCGCAGCUGCCGCCCGUGGCCCCUUCCCAGAUUCCUCAGUUUCCUGUCAUUCCUGCAAUUACUCCUCUGGCAGGGCUUGACAGCCUUCCUGCAAACCUGUCUGACAUCCCCGCUGCGAACGUGCCCCCCAUUCCCGCUCCUUCCCAGUACUUCGCUCCGGCCGUCAUCCUGCCCAGCCUGCCCAUGAACCCCACGCUGCCCAUGGCGCCCAACUCCCCCGCCCUGCCCAUGCAGGCCGUCAACCUUCCUCACACCACCGUGGCUUCUCUGGUCCUGCCCUGCCAGCCCAUCGUGCCAAACAUGCCUGCGGCGGCCACCAUCCCUCUGCUGGCGGUGGCGCCGCCGGGGGUGCCGCCGCUGCCGCCUCACGCCGCGGUGCCGCCGCUGCCGCAGCAGCCCGUGUUCCAGCCCGCCUUCCAGCCCCUGCUGCCCGGCGACGCGCCCUCGCCCCACCACGGCCAGAGCUCCCAGCCCGUGUCCCAGCCGCAGCCGCCGCCUCCGGCCCUGCAGCCCGGUGUCAUCCACACUCCCGAGCCGGCUCUGGCCGCUCCCGCCGCCGCUCACCAGCCCAUGCCUGGACACGCUCAGUUUGCUCUGGAGGCUGGAGCCCAGGUGCCCGUGCUGCCGGUGCAACCCUCCAUGGUCAUGUCACCGCCGUUGCAGCUGCAGCCGGAGCUGGUGCCGCCCUGCGUCGCUCCUGAAGGCGUUCCCCAGGUCCAUGGCAGCCUUGCCACGGCUGCCCCGCCUGUCCCCAUAGAGCCUGGCCUGCCUCUCCAGCCCUCUGCUCUGCUGCAGCUUCAGCCUGAUCUUUCCCAGCCACUGGGCCAGCAGCUGCCAGCUCCCUGCUCGGCUGUCGCGGCAGGCGCAGACACAUCUCAAGAGGAGCAGGCAAUACAGGAUAAACUCCAAGCUCUGUCCCAGAGUUGCGAAAGCUACCUGAGUCCAGAUGUUGCUCCUGGUAAAGAGAUGAGUGACAGCUUGGAAGGAGCAGCAGGAAGUGGAAAGCAAGAGGGAAAGUCUUCAAAGAAGCAUAAGAAAUCCACGCGUGCUCGUUCCCGCCAGGAGAAAUCCAACAGACCCAAGCUGACCAUAUUAAAUGUGUGUAACACAGGGGAUAAGAUGGUGGAGUGCCAGCUUGAAACCCAUAACCACAAAAUGGUGACGUUCAAGUUUGACUUGGAUGGUGAUGCGCCAGAGGAAAUUGCUACUUACAUGGUGGAGAAUGAAUUCAUCUUGCAAAGUGAAAAAGAGACUUUUAUUGAGCAAAUGAAGGAUAUCAUUGAUAAAGCAGAAGAUAUGCUCAGUGAGGAUACAGAAGGAGAGCGAAGUUCUGACCAGGGAACAAGUCCCCAACAAGAUGCUGAUAGGCUUGAAAUGAGUGAUGAGAAGCGUCAGUCUCAAAUGAAGACACCCGUGUAUCAGCAAAAUGUUUUGCAUACUGGAAAAAGGUGGUUUAUUAUAUGUCCAGUGGUGGAAAACCCUACUACGGAUGCCCCCGAGUUUUCUCCCCCGGUGCCUCCCAGUGCCCAGCAGACAGAAGGGCCAGACCCAGAGCAGUCGGAUGACCAGCCGAUGAGCUCUGCAGUGCCAGAGGCGCCCGGGGUUGGGGCUGGCCAGCAGCUUCCCCCGCACUCAGGGGUCAGUGACACCCUGUCCUUGGCACCAGCCCCCGCUGCAGCAGCUCCUGCCAGCGCAGCGAGCCAGCCAGAGUUCCCAGCCCCAGCGGCGUCUGCCCCGAGCAUCGCGGAGCCUGCGGUGGCCGGCGGGGGUCACCCGGAGCACCCCCAGCCCGGCCUCCCCGCCCCCCAAGCCGUGGGGCCGGAGGAGCCCCCCGAAGCCACGGCCCCCCAGCUGCAGCCGCAGGCGGAUGAGCCGGUGUGUGUGCCUGACCUGGAGGUCGCCUGCUGCAGCGUGGGGGCUCACACGGCCGUGCCAGCGGCUCCGGGGCCGCUGCCCGACACCGUGGUGCCAGAGCACGCCGUGGUGCCGGAGCACGCCGUGGUGCCGGAGCAUGCCAUGGUGCCAGAGCAUGCCAUGGUGCCGGAGCACACCGUGGUGCCAGAGCAUGCCAUGGUGCCAGAGCAUGCCAUGGUGCCGGAGCACACCGUGGUGCCAGAGCAUGCCAUGGUGCCAGAGCACACCGUGGUGCCGGAGGGUGGCCAGCCCGGCGCGGGGCCCUUCGGCAGCCAGCCCUUCCCCGCUGGCCCCGACGGGCUGGGCUUGGCGGGGUCCCAGCUCCAGAGCCCCACGCAGGUGCCGCUGGCUGCGGCCCAGCAGCUGCCAGGGGCACAGGGUGGCCCGGGGCUGGCAGGGGUCAGCCUGCUCCAGCAGCAGAACCCCCCCGGCACCGCCGAGUCUGACGGCGAGGGACCCCCCCGGGUGGACUUUGUGGACAACACGAUUAAAAGCCUCGAUGAGAAGCUGCGCAAUUUGCUGUACCAGGAAUACGUUCCGACUUCUUCGGCAUCAGCGGGGACGCCGGACACCUCUGUGCCACCCGAACAGGGCGACAGUGAAUUUACCUUACCACCUUUCCCCGAAGAUCAAGGUCCUGCCCCGGUGUCAGAUGGGAGAGAAGCGGGCGGCAGCAUCCCCGACAGCAGCCAGGAGGUGAAAGCUGCUGCUGAGCCACUGGUGCCCCUCGUGCCCUCGGAGGCCUUGCCCUGCCCAGCGCUGUUGGACAAGCCAGAAGUCACUGGUGUGAGUGCUCAUCCCUCAGAGGCAAGAGGUCCAGCUGCAAGCAUCACUCCAGCUCCUGCUGCUCAAGCAAAAGGCCUUCUUCAGGUUGCACCUCCAUCAUCAGGCACAGCUCCACAGAUGGAGACUUUCCAGAGGAGCGAGGAGGCAGAGAGGACGGUUUCACCCGCGCACACGGCGAGCGUGAUGCGGCGAGCGGCAGCAGAUGGGGCGAUGAGUAACUUCCACAGGGACGGCUCUCCAGGCUCUGGUUCCUGUGGAAAACAGGCUGGGGCUCAGGAGAGCGGCACACCAGCCAAAACCAUUGGCAGGUUUUCAGUCAUCAGCACACAGGACGAGUUAACUUUAGCGGCACCGCACUGCUUGCGGUUCUCGGCGCCGCCGGACGUGUACCUGGACGAGCUGCCCUCCAGCCCGGACAUGAAAGCUGCCGUGCGCAGGGUCCAGACGGCCUCGUCCGUGGACGUCCUGUGCGACCAGGCCUCGAGCGACUCCGCCGACGAGCCCUUCCCGCGGCAGCCGGCGGCGGCUGCAGCUGCACAGCUCUCCCCCCCCAGCAGCACAGCUGCGGACUUAAUUAAAAAAGCAGCUGCUUUUCUGCAGAGAUCCGGCAAAGGUGGCUCCCCCGGGCCAGAGUCACCCAACGGGCAAGGUGCGAAGAUUCCUACCAUCAACAUCACGUCCAUCCACUCGCAGUCGUCCUACAUGAGCAGUGACAACGACUCGGAGUUCGAAGAUGCUGAUAUGAAGAAAGAAUUGCAGAACCUGAGAGAAAAGCAUAUGAAAGAGAUUGCUGAGCUGCAGACACAGCAGAAGAAUGAGAUAGAGGCACUGUAUAUUCGGCUGGGGAAACCCCUUCCUCCCAACCUGGGCUUCCUUCACUCUGCCCCGCCGAGCGGCCGGCGCCGAAGAACCAGCAAAAACAAAUUGAAAGCUGGAAAACUCUUAAACCCUCUGGUCCAGCAGCUCAGGAGUGGAACAUCAAGCACAAGUAACCUUUCAGACUCUAAAGACUCACCCCACAAAGAAAGCAGUAAAUCGCAGCCAGGCUCCCCUGAAGCAGCCGCGGUGCCUCCCAGCUCAGCCUUUGGCAAGGCUGUGCAGACCCAGCAGCCCUGCUCUGUCAAAGCCUCUCUGUCCUCUGACAUCUGCUCCGGCCUGGGCCCCGACGCUGCCGAUGCCAACGCAAGCUCUGGCCAAGGCUGGACGGUUUUCCACCAAACGUCUGAGAGAGUGACCUAUAAAUCUAGUAGCAAACCUCGUACCAGAUUCCUCAGUGGACCUGUGUCUUUGUCCAUCUGGUCCACCUUGAAACGACUAUGUCUAGGCAAAGAUCACAGUAGUAGAUCCUCGACCAACAGCCUGGUGACAUGUCCUGAGCCCCUGCCGCAGUCGACGCUGCAGGUUCAGGCCAACAACAGUAACAACAAGAAAGGGACGUUCACAGACGACCUGCACAAGUUGGUGGACCAGUGGACGAGCAAAACUGUUGGAGCUGCACAGGCAAAACCUUCUCUAAACCAACUGAAGCAGAACCAAAAAAGGCAAGACAUGGAGCCAAAGGCUAACCCCAUGCAGACGCAGAAUGAGACAUGUGGAUUUGCACUCCAGGUGGCACGGACACCUCUCUCCUGUUCCAAAGUUGCUUUUUUCACAUUUUACUGUGCAUAGAGCCUCCACCUGCACCUCAGUUUAAAGGCACAAGGUAACCACUAGAGCUGGUUUGCCAUGGUAAGUCUCCUUCCCUCCCUGGGCGCUACGGGCAGUGUUACAGGCACAGGACCUGGGUGUUUCCACACCCAAAGGCCCCACAACUUCAUUUUGUAACCCUUUGCUGAGGGGCAGAGAUGUCCUGUGCUGCCAAGCUGUGAAUUGUAUAGUUCUAUUGUACUUCCAGCAUUAUACCUGUCUAAAUUAUUUUGUUUGUACCCUUUGAAUAUAUUAUUCCAUCAAUUCAGUUAGAAUUGAAUUUUAUACACAAUUAUGCAGAGUCUUCUGCCUGGGCAAAAUACUUACUGCAGUAAGAGAUUUCUGUUCUCUGUACCAUGUAUCUUUAAUUUGUUUGGGUUUUUUAGAUUCAUGUCUGUAUGCUUCAUGAGCAAACAUGGAAAAUAUGUUCUCACACCGGGUUCCCUUUGGCUCGCACUGAAUCCUACAGUUUAUGUCGCUAUUGCCUGUAUAGUCCAUCCCUUGUAUACUGACAAAGUCAGUGGCACUAAAAGCCCCGAGAAAUUGUAUAGAUUAAAAAGAAAAAUAAACAUUUUGUGCUUGAAAAUGGUGUGAAAAACCCAGUGUUUUCCUAAAACAUAGAACAGUGUCAAUUUCCAGCUCUUCAUGCAGGUAAUUGUGCAUCUGUUUUCCACUCUCACUCUUGUCCCUGGCAGGUGUGGCAGCAGCAGAUGUGGUGCCUCCCGCAGGUGCGUGCUGGCACCUCGGGGCACCGAGCCCUGCCCAGGGCUGCUCCCUGUGGGCUCCCUCAGGGCUGCUGCUGCUGCUGCUCGAGAGCAUUCUCAGUUUGGUAGGUGGGAAAGAGGCCCACGAACUCUCUCCUGAGCUGCAAAGCACUAGGGAAGCCUUUCUGAAGGAUCCUGGCAUCAUUUCAGUGUGAGGAAGCUCAGUCCCGUUGCCAGCGCCCUCCUGGCAGUCACCAUCUCUGGGUGAGGCUGCAGGAGAAGCGAGAGGAGGGUGUGCAGGUGUGACACUCCUGCUUGUGUCUCUCCGUGUGGCUUUGCUGUCCGUGCUGCCUGGGUCGGGAUGUCUCUGGUGGCCGGUGUCCCGCGGUGGCUGCGUUGCAUGGCUGUGCUCCCGGGAGAGGCGGGGGGCUGGACAGCAGGGGCAGCUCCCAGGGCCUUGGUGGCUGUGCACCUGCACUGGGGCCAAGCAGGAGCUCAGAAUGUGUUGCUGGCAUUGUUGUACUCGUGAUUUUUAAUUUCCUGAUGGCCCUCUUGGCUGCAGCUCUUCUGGCUGUUCACUUCAAGCCGUGGGUUUUUUGCCCUCAGUUGUGAGGAUCGUAUUACAGGGUGCUUUGACCUUGGUGGCAAUUAAGCAAAUGACAUGAGAUUAAAUGAAAUGGAGCGAUUUCUUGAGCAAAAGGUGAGCCAAGGAGUUAGACAGAACUGAGGGGUCCGUGCUGCACCAUCAGAGCGGGAAAAUCGCGCCUAAAAAGAUCCCCUACACAUCCCAGAACUGAACUCAUUUCAUUCCUGACUGAAUAUUGCUUCAACAUGCAGCAAAUGGGUCAAACCUGCUGCUAGAAUUCCUGGUCUUGCUGGUUCCAGCCCUGCAUGUCCUGUAGCUCUGCCAUCACCCAACAUUCCCAGCCAGCCCUGUGGGACGUGGGAAGGCAGCACAGGUGCUCAGCCUCCUUAAACACCAGGUUACAAAGGGGGAGCUCACAGAUCCCCGAUUUUCAGUCUUUCAGUGACAGAAAUUUGACACAAAUCUUGAAAGAAUGUUUAACCCCCAAAGUCACUCACCCAGUAGUGGGAAAGUUUUGCAGUUUUCAGUUCGGGAAGUUUGCCUGUGUGCCUUUCAUUUGGAUUUCUGAUUGCCUUACAUUGUGAUGGAGGAUCUUAAUGCACAACCCCAUCCUGCUUUCCCACUGCAUUCCCAGCUUGUUUGGAGUAAGACUGGACAAGGAGAGGAGCUGCUGCCGCUGGCACUGCUCAUCUGCCACAGGGAUGCAAAGCUGGGCACUGGAGAUGGCAGCAAGAAACUGGUUUAAGGCUCUUUUGCAAAUCUGGAUUCAACCUACCUGGCACAAAUUUCACUCCAAAGAAUGAUGCAGCACUGGCCCUUGCAGUUUCUUUGCAUGUUUAACUCUGGUCUCCAUUCCACAACUUUAAAGAGGGAAUACUUUAAAAUUCCUUUUAAAAAGAAAAAAAAAUAAAAAUCUUUAGGAAGUUCAUUUAAAGAGGAAACUCCUCAGAGAAGCUGAGGCUGCCUCUGCAUGCCUGGAAGUGUCCAUGGCCAGGCUGGACAGAGCUUUGAGCAGCCUGGGAUAGUGGAAGGCAUCCCUGCCCAUGACAGGGAGUGUGAUGAGAUGGGCUUUAAUUCUCCUUCCAACUCAAACCAUUCUGGAACUCUGUGUUUAUUUAACCAUUACUCCAUAUCUGUCUUUACACUGCUCCGUUCAUGCCUUCUACCUUUCUCUGAAAUCCUUGACAUUCGCUGGGACUGCCUGGGUGAGAUGUGGCAUUCCCUGUGCUCCUGCAGAGAUACUCGUGUUUGGAACAGGGUGCUAAGAGACAGGAUUCCUGAAAUGAGCUUCUUCCUCCAGGGGCUGGUUUUGCUGUUUUGUACUUGUGGAAGGAAAUCACUAAUAUUUUGAAUCAUUAGUUUAACUUGGCUUUGCAUUCAAGCAUUUUUCAUGAUCCCAGUGCAUUACUAUCAGGUCUGGGAUCAUGCAAAGUUUUUCAAGAGAAGCCCAGUGGAUGUUUUGUGGGUCCGUGUCAAUUUUGUUCAGUUUGCACAUGUUUGAGCAGGAAAAAACAUCUGUCCUCACACGUGCCUUGGAAGAUGGCUUUGGAGAGUUGUAACCAGAAGUGUCCCUUCUGAAAUGUCAGUAUUACCUUCCCUGUCAUCCCCACUCCCCUCACCACCCCUGCUGCAAAGAAGGAAAAGGUUCAAGGCUUUUGGGGUGAGAUUGAUGUUAAUCUUCAGGUAUCAGCUAUUGUGGCAAACCCUUGCCUUGUUUUCUGCCUUGCUGCAAGCUAGUUCCCCUCAAAUUUCCAUGGAUGCUGUUGAAAGUGUUGGCUCGGAGGCAGUCACCCAUGAGAGAGUUUCUGACUGUGUGGCAUGCACAGUAAGGUUUCCUUGCCCUCUGGUCCUGAUUUUGGUGAUUCCUGUGGGGCAGUGUGGGCACGGUCUCUCUACAGAGCGUACGACGGGGAGCUCACACUCUUGUCAUGGGUGGAUGAGUGUUUGAUAUGGGAUUGAAUUUUAUAGACCAGCAAAACCAUGAUUGUGUGUUAUUUCUGGCUAUGGUUAUUUUCCUGGAUUGAGUCCUUGAGGAGCACCUCAGUGGUUUGUGCUGUCGGGCAGUGCCAGGCUGGUGCUUGGGCACACUCAGCUCCAGUGAAGCUGUCUGAUGCGCUGAUCUCUGUUGUUAUUUUAUCCCUGAGAGUCAUUUUCCUGUCUGCAUACCCCAGAAAUGAAGCAGUUUGUUGAUCUGGUGGGAAUUGUGCUGUGACUCACAUGUGUCGGUGCCUUUUGCCAGGGGCACCACUUCUGGCUGUGGAGUGAUCCUCAGCACGACAGGGGUGCUCCAGUCACAACCGUGCUGCUGCCAGCCUCCAGAAGUGCAGUGGCCUGAGAUGGAUUUUAGGAGCUAGUCAGGCUACAAAUUCUGCUUUCUGAAGGAAUUUGUUGCUCAGAGGGGUUUGGAUGUGCUGCACUGCUGGCUCUGUGGGCACAGAGAUCACUUACAGGUGGAAGGCAUGCUCGGACCAGGAGGUGGCUGCUUUUGGGAAUGAUAUGAUCCUCUCUGCUCCCUUCUCAGGGGCAGUUGUGCUAUCAAGGCUGUUGCUGCAUAUGCUGGGAUCUCUAUUUUAUUAUCAAACUUCUCCCUUUAAAUAAUUUUCUCAUAAAGAGUUCAGGCUCUUCAUGGGUCGAGCCCUCAGUCUGACAUACAAAGCCUUAGGAAGCUUUAGGGCUCAUUUGGUCACUGUUCAUAGACAAUGCCCUAUAGUUUGAUAAAGUAUCUGUUACAGCAGUGAAUUCUUAUGAGAAGCUCUUGGUUUUUCCAAAUCUGUUGAGCAAGGUGCCUUGGAUGCAUUUCUUUGUGCAACAGGAUGAUUGCAUGGUGAAUAUUGAGCACAUUGUUGUAGUCACAGGGCAGAGGGAAAAGUCAGGAUUGCUUUUCCCCCUCAGAAAGGAGCACAUCACUACAUUUUGCUUUUCAUGACUGAGGCAACUCUUGAGUGCCAGCUGUGGCUCUGUGGCUUUUGAAGAGCUGGACAUGGUGAGAGCCUCUCCAGCCACUCUUCAGGGGACUUCCCUGGGCCUGAUGCAGUUUUUGUGAGGCACUUAGGGCCCUGACACCUUCUAAAAACUUAGGAGAUUUAGAAAGAAAUAACCAGCUGCCAGUCCUUUCCAAAUGAUUCUUCAAGUCUGACAUAAAGUAGCCCCAAAAAGUAUUAACUCUUGUGUUUUUUUCAAUGACUUUGUAAAUAAAGUGAAAACUUCCUCAGCAUUUCUAGUUUGUUUAUCAGACCAGACAGACUGAGUCUGGUAUCUCUGUCCCCAUUAGGCAGCAGCAAACCCUGGGGUCACUGCGCUCCCUGAGCUGCCUGGGAGCGCUCAGGGUGGAGUGGGGUUACUCUGGAGUGAGGAGGGAGGUGGCUGCCCAUGGCUGAGCACCUGCUGGGGUUUCUUUGAGGAGCCAAGUGCCUGGGGAACUGGCUCUGCUCUGGAUGUUGUGGCUGACCAAGUGCUGCCAGAUGUUUUUUUCCCAGUUACCUGGAGAUAGUUAAUUUUGUCCUGUUUUCCUGGAUGAAACUCCAUGCCAAAUGUUGGCUAUCCACAGUGAGCAGCUGCUGGGGUGGAUCCAGGCAGAUCUUCAGAACUGACAUUGGUCACAAGCUCGGGGAGGAAUAAUGAGCAAGACAUGAUCUUCCUUCCCUUUAGUCAGUUUUUCCCAUGAGCAGGCAGAGCAGGGAAUGCACGAGGGGGAAAGUUGGGGUUCAUUUAACAAACGCCAAGCCCAGAGCACAGAGAGCCAGCAGGAGCUGUGCCAGGUCCCAGCAGUGUCCCCACCCUGCGCUGUCCCCAGCAUCCCCUGCCUCCCCCGCCGCUCCAGGACUCCCUGCAUGAGCUCUGAGCGCUUCCCAAAGCUCCAGCAGAGCUGUGUGUGGCUGUCCCUGCACAGCAGUGUGCAGUCUGUCUGUCUGUCUGUCUGUCUGUCUGUGCUGUCUGGGUGCAUGUCCCCAGCACGUCCCCAGCCAGUGUGUGGUGGCCGUGUGGUGCUGGGGGACACGAGGUGACGCCUGUGCUGCUGCUGCUGCCUCAGGGAUGUGCUGCUCUCAGCACCUCCCUUGCCUUCUCUCCUGGUCCUGUCCUUGCUGUGCCCUCCAUGUCUGUCCAAGCAGCCUCCCUGUGCUCUGCUCCUGCAGCCGUGGAUGGAUCCCAUCCCUGCCCGGCUGGGCACGGCCCCGCUGCAGGGAGGGCUCAGCCAUUCUGCCAUCCUGGGAUCGGCUCCUUCCCGUGGGACAGGGGAGCCUGAAGCCUGCAGCUGUGGGGAGCCACGACCUGUCCUGGCAGCCCCAGCCUCCUCUGACACCUGCAGAUGGCAUCACAUCCAUGUCCCCUCCUCUCAACAAACUGCUGGCUCUUCCCAUCUCUGCCUCCUGGAGCCUGGCUCUUCCCCACGGGAAUGAGAGCUGUGUUCUGAGGGCCCCGUGAGGUGCUGAGGCUGUGCCACCAAAGGGAAUGUUCUCCACAGCUCGUUCCUGUGGCAGCAGCACCUCCCUCACGCUGCAGCUCCCCUAGCUCACGUGGCCCUUUUGGGUUUGCUUUGGGUUUUCCUAGAUGUGAAAUCCACGUAUGGAUU